Hyla sarda is the source of this 2661-nucleotide messenger RNA. It is a transcript of the gene UTP14A, whose product is annotated as UTP14A small subunit processome component. The transcript is spliced from 14 exons. NCBI's taxonomy places the organism in Eukaryota, Metazoa, Chordata, Amphibia, Anura, Hylidae. The record is from RefSeq and is a predicted model, not a curated record. Gene Ontology annotation, biological process: rRNA processing. The coding region runs from base 1 to 2313 and encodes 770 amino acids. Gene Ontology annotation, cellular component: nucleolus; small-subunit processome.
AUGACCCCUCACUCUUCUGAGGACAGUGACGCCGAGCGGAAGCAUCAGAAGCUCCUGGAGGCCAUUGCUGCACUGAGCGGAAAGAAAAGGAAGAAGCUGUCGGAGCGGACGGAGGCGGGGCUCCAGGUGUCAGAGUUCGGCAUCAGCGCUGAAGGGGCCGGCGAGAAGAUCAGACUCACGGAUCUGAUCGAACCCAUCAAGAAAGAGACGUCCCUGUCCAAAGUGAAGAAGCAGCUGAACAAGUUCAGGGAUAAGAAGAGCGUGGAGCUGCCCCUGAGCAAGGAGGAGACGCAGAAGAUCCAGAGAGUCGUAUCCUACAAACACACAUCAGAAGAGGUGUCCAAAUGGGAAAACGUAGUGCAGGAAAAUCGCCGGGCGCAGACUCUUGUCUUUCCCCUCAAUGACCAGUCGUCCAAGCCCGUCUCCAUAGAGGACUCCAUUGUGGGAUGGAAGGCAGGGAGUCCGCUGGAGAUGGAGAUAUUCAGCAUCCUCCAUAAGAAUAGACAGGCUGUCACUGAUCCGCUGAUCACCCCCAUGGAGGAGGCGUCUCUGAAGGCCAUGAGUGUAGAAGAGGCCCAACAGCGCCGGGCAGAGCUCCAAAAAGCAAGAGCCCUUCAGUCCUACUAUGAGUCCAAAGCGCACAGAGAAAAGAAAAUAAAAAGCAAAAAGUAUCACAAGCUGCUGAAGAAAGUAAAGAAGAAGGAUUUCUUGAAAAAGUUUGAGGAACUCCGGAAGACGAAUCCAGAUGCAGCCAUGGAGGAGUUAGAGAGACUGGAAAAGGCCCGGAUACAGGAGCGGAUGUCUCUCAAGCACCAGAACAGCGGGAAGUGGGCCAAAUCCAAGGCUAUUAUGGCCAAAUAUGAUGACGAGGCUCGGAAAGCCAUGCAAGAACAGCUGCAGAAGAACAAAGAUUUAACCAGAAAAGUCCAGGUUGUGUCGGAUGACGAAGAUGAAAACGAGGAGAAGGUGGAUGAGAUUAUCCCGGACUUUGUAAAUGAGGCGCAGAUGAGUCUGGAAGGGCCGAACCCUUGGAUGACUGGAAAGCUGAGGAGCGAGGUAAAGGACCCUGGGACUCAGGAAGAAGAGGAGACAAAGAUGGAGGAAGAGGUGAACGCAAAGGCCGAUGAGACUGAGGAUGAGGAGGAAUGUGAAGACGAGGCGACACUUAAAGAAUUCGAAGACAGAAGACGUCUGCGCAAAGAACUGGGAGAACAAGAAUCUCUAGAGCCGGUGCUGGGGAAGGCACCACCGGACAGCGCAGCAGCAGACAACGCCGGCGAAGUGUCGCGGUUCAAUAAACUAUUCCAGAGCAUGUUGGAGCAGAACAAGAAAGAAAAGAAAAUUCAGGAAAAAAAUGUUGUGGAGGAGGAAGAGGAGGAGCCAGUGAACGCCGUCGUGGUGGAGCCGAAAAGAACCGAAGAAGGUCCGCUACUGAUAGAGAGCCUGGAGAGGACCCGAACCAUGGAGGAUCUGGAGGCUCUGGAGGAGCAGGUGGAGGAGCCGGUGAGGGAGGAGACGCCUCUGAAGACGAUGGAGGAUGGAACACAACUGAGCAGGAAAAAACGAACCAAGAAAUCAAAACUUAUCGACUCUAAUAACAUUCUGCCCACGAAGGAACGGCCUGUCCAAGCGCCAUUGAUUCCUGUUAUGGUGGAGGAGGAGGAGGAGGUCGAGGACGGUGAAACGAGUCAGAAAAUGAUGAUCCAGGAGGCGUUUGCCGGUGAUGAUGUCAUCGGUGAUUUCCUAAAAGAAAAACGUAAAGCAGAACAAGAUGCAAAGCCCAAAGACAUCAGCCUGGUGCUGCCGGGAUGGGGAGAGUGGGGAGGGAGCAAUCUACAAGUCAGCUCAAAGAAGCGCCGCAGGUUUACUAUUAAAGCGCCCCCUGCAGCUCCCCGUAAAGACCAGCGCCUCCCUAAUGUCAUUAUCAACGAGAAGAGGAACGUAGCGGUGGCGGCCCAUCUGGUGACGGAGCUCCCGUUCCCCUUCAGUAGUCAGCAGCACUUUGAGAGCACCAUCCGGGCCCCUGUGGGCAACACGUGGAAUACCGAACGGGCCGUCCAGAAUCUGACCGCCCCCAAAGUGAUCACCAAGCGCGGCCACAUCAUUGACCCCAUCACCGAAGACGUCUUCCAGAAGCACAGCACCGCCAAGAAUGUCGCCAUAGAGCUGGAGAAACCACAGACGAAACCGGAUCAACGAGCGCCAAGGAAGGAUCAACGAGCGCCAAGGAAGGAUCAACGAGUGCCAAGGAAGGAUCAACGAGCGCCAAGGAAGGAUCAAAGGUCAAAAGGGAAUAAACGCAAGAGACUGUGACCUCAUAUGGUGACUUUAACCCUGGGAGAUCACCCGGUGCAUCACAAGUGGGGACUUGAUAUUUAACCUAUUGCAGGGUUCCCCAACCAGGGUGCCUCCAGCUGUUGCAAAACUACAACACCCAGCAUGCCUGGACAGCCUUCGGCUGUCCAGGCAUGCUGGGAGUUGUAGUUUUUCAACAGCUGGAGCCACCCUGGUUGGAAAGCACUGACCUAUUUUGUCACCUGCAAACUAUGCCGCCUUCAGUUCUGUGCAUAUAGGAAAUUGCUUAAAGUGGUACUCCGGUGGAAAACAUUUUGUUAUUAAAUCAACUGGUUCCGGAAAGUUAAACAGGUUUGUAAAUUACUU